This is a messenger RNA of Penicillium cataractarum, 3240 nucleotides long. RefSeq lists its product as uncharacterized. Gene Ontology annotation, biological process: mitotic spindle organization; cell population proliferation. Gene Ontology annotation, cellular component: cytoplasm. The transcript has a single exon. The record is from RefSeq and is a predicted model, not a curated record. Bases 1 to 3240 code for a protein of 1079 amino acids. Lineage: Eukaryota; Fungi; Ascomycota; Eurotiomycetes; Eurotiales; Aspergillaceae.
AUGUCAAAUCCACUAUCCCCCCUCUCCCCCUCCUACCAGAACGCGCGAGCCCGCUCACCAAUGGCCGGCUCCUCGCCCUUCCUCACAAAAACCCUCGACGCCCCAUCCGCCACAGACUCUGCUAUGCCCUCGAGUCCAUUGAAGCAAGCAUGGACAGAUCGGGAGGCAGACGCGCGGAGUCCCAGUCCCUACGAGACCAAUCUGACUGAAAACGAAUCCGAUUUCCCCCACAAUCACGAUAAUGACGAAUACGACGACCAAGAUCAAGAUCAAGAACCUGCGAGUUCGCCUUUCCGCUAUGAAGCCCGCGAUGAUACCGUUGAUUUCCAGAAGAUGCGCGAGUACACGGGACAACAACGACAGUCAGCAGGCGUGAGUGCGAGUGCGCGCCAUCACUUCGCAAUCCAAGAGGAAGAUGAGCCGCCGAGUUCGCCCUUCCGCGCUGAUGUCCGUGACGAGAAUGAGGAGGAACACAUUGACUCGUAUCACUUGCGUGAUGUACAACCCAUGUCGCCGGGCUUGGAUAAACGGCUUGCAUAUGAAGAUCCGGCGAGCUCCCCAUUCCGCGCGGACGUUCGAGAUGAAACUGUGGAUUUUGACCGGAUGCGCGAGUUGCAGGAGCCUGCUUCGCCUGGGAUUGAUGAGCAGGAUGAGCAGGGUGUGAGCUCGCCGUUCAGACCAGAGGUCCAGGAGGAGACUGUUGAUUUUGAGAAUGCGCGCGAGGCGCAACGCGAGUCGUUUGGCAAGAGACAGUCCGUUAGCAGGAUUGCGCAGGCUACCCCUGUUGAGACGGGUAGCUCGCCGUUCCGCCAGGAUGCAAAGGAUGAUACGGUUAGCUCGAAUGUGUCCCGGGGAUUGCAGCGGGAGUCGUUUGGAGGACGCCCUACUCAGUCUCCUGGUGGACCGCGUGAUUCGCCGUUCCGUCAAAAUAGAGAAGAUACUGUCAGCUCGCGACACUCUCACGGUAUGCAUCGUGAAUCGCUUGGAAAGAGGAUCUCGAUGGGGCGGACCAUGCAAAGUGCGCCUGAUGAAGCGAAUGGCUCACCUUUCCGUCGGCCUUCGGACGCGAAAGAUGAUACAGUCAGCUCUCAUGUAUCUCGCACAUUGCAGCGGGAGUCAUUUGGAAAGACUUCCCAGUCUCCUAUGAGCUCACGUAACUCUUCGUUCCGACAUGAUGAGAGAGACGACACGAUCAGUUCUCAGAAGAUUCGCUCCCCACCUCGAGCCUCUCUCAGCGCAGAUGAUCACCGUCCCGCUGCUACCCCUAGGAAGCGCUCGUUUGACCAGACGCCGCAGGAUCACGAGGUGGAUUCUCAGAGCAAUGAACGGUAUAAGAAAGGCAUGAUGAGCCGAGUCGAGGCACCGGAGAUUCAUAUCGAUUUCGAGGAAGAGUCCAGCGUCAUCCACAAUCAAAGCUUUGUCUCGGCCACAAGUGCUUCGCACGACCGGUCGACAAUUGCCAACAGCAUGAUGGAAGAUAAGCGCAACGAGGGUAUGAGCACUGUUCUUCACGAUGAUGAAGAGACCGGAAAGGAGAACGUACGCCUUGAGCGUGCCGAUGGACAUUCCAUGUUGGGUGAAGACGAUCACGACCCCAUGGACGAUACAGGUUUAAGCAACUUCUCAGUCCUGCCGGACAUGACCUCCUUCGCCAAGCUGCGUGCAGAGUCUCCCUUGAAGUCUAUGCGCGGCAGUGUUGGUCCUUGUGCAGGAUCGGCCGAUAUCUACCGUCGCAGCGUUGCUCCGUCUACCCCUGGAACUGCACGCAGAUCCUACAGAGCUAGUGCAUUGUUCGAUACCGGCUCGCAGAUGGGAUCGCCUACUCCCAGGCGCAGGGGCUCUCGGGAUGUUGGCAACCAGGGCGAGUCAUCCAACCUUCUUGAUUUCACCGAUCAGAUGAACUUUUUCCCGCGCCAUUCAAUGCAAAGUACAUGCUACACUCCAAAUCGGCGGUCUCCCAUGCGACCCAUGCGUCAAUCUAUUCGAUCGCCGUCAAAGAUGUCAUCUCUCUUGGACUUUGAUAUCCCGCCGGCCCCGACCCCUCGGUCUCUUCCUUCUAUCACACCGCGAGAGCUUGAGUCCUUGAAGUCGAGCUUCAUGUCUGAGAUUUCCUCUCUGAAGGCUACCCUGAGUGGCAAGGAAGCAGAAGUUGCUAGCUUGAAGCAGGCUGUUUCUGAUGCCGAGCGUCGUGUUGGCGAAGCCUUGGAGGAAGCCCGAAACGAGGCCGCCCGGAAAGACGAGCUUGAGAUGGAACAGGCUGAAUGGGACCGCCGGGGUAAAGAGAUGGAGACCGUUCUGCGAUCGGUCCGGGAUGAACUCGAGGACGGCGAACGUGAACGAGACCGUCUUUCGCGAAAGGUCGAAGAGGCCGAGAAGGCCAAAGAGCAGCUGGAAGGUCGGAUCGUCGGGCUCGAGACCCAGCUUUCUGCAGCACGCUCGGCUUCUGCAUCCGCGUCUCAGUCUAGCUCCAAUGCUGGAUCUCGCCAGGCCUCUCAAUCCGCCGAGGCAACCGCUCGUGAAGUGCAAGAAGCCGUUGAAAAAGUUGCUCGCGAGUUGCACACUCUGUACAAGAGUAAACACGAGACCAAGGUCGCUGCUCUGAAGAAGAGUUACGAGGCUCGUUGGGAGAAGCGCCUGCGCGAGGUGGAAAGAAAACUGAGCGUCGCGACUCAAGACAACGAGCGUCUUAGAGUUGAGCGCGAUGAAGCACAGUCCGAGUCCAUGGCCGCUGCCAAUGCCAGUAUGAUUGCCCGCGAGACCGAUGAACAUGAGGCUGAGAAGCGUGUCUUUGAGGCCCAGAUCAAGGGUCUACAGCAUGAAAUGGCCGCUCUUAAGGAAGAUAGUGAACGUCUCCGCUCGGAGCUCAAGUCUGAGCGUGCUGAGAAGGGUGAACUCGUUGCUGCUGUUGAUGAGUGGCUCGCCAUGCAGCAGGGUCAGCCUGCGCAGCCGCAGGAGCGUGAGCGUGAGCCCUCGGUUUCUUCGGCUGGUGGUAUCCAAGAUGAGGAGUAUCAGUCUGCUGGAGAGCCGGUUGAGUCUUUCAACCGCAGCAUCGGCCGCUCAGGCUCGGCGUCAAGUGGUAUUCGACCUCCUGCCACGACUGAGAAGCGCAUUCCCCGGUUCGGUGCUCCUGGUGGUCACUCACGUGGUAACAGUGGUGGAAAAUCAGGCAUUGCAGUGUUUACACCUGGUCGAGGUGGUAUUAUGAGCUCGAUUGAGCGGAUGGGACGUGGUGGUGCUUAA